Messenger RNA from Daucus carota subsp. sativus, 2156 nucleotides. RefSeq lists its product as uncharacterized. Gene Ontology annotation, molecular function: phosphoprotein phosphatase activity. The transcript is spliced from 7 exons. Bases 154 to 1788 code for a protein of 544 amino acids. Lineage: Eukaryota; Viridiplantae; Streptophyta; Magnoliopsida; Apiales; Apiaceae. The record is from RefSeq and is a predicted model, not a curated record.
UAUCUACCGGAGCGGUUAAAACAAGUUUACAACGUACAGUAUUACUAACAUUUAUCAAAGUAAGAAAAUGCUGCCCGCAAAAUAAAACAAAAAGCUAGGGUUUAUCUAUGCAUUUAGGAGCAGCUGAUUUCAAACCCUAAUUAAGCUUCGACAAUGGAGGACUUACCUGAUGCUCCCAUGGUGGAUGCUACGUUGCAAAGAAAUUCAGUAAGUUCAGAGAUGGUACAUUCUGAUACGGUAGUUAGUGCAAAUAAAAAGAAAAGGAAGAAGAAAAGAAAGAGAGGGGAGAACUCAAGUGCCCUUGUAAGUGUUGAAUUGGCAAGUUCAGAGAUGGCACAUUCUGAUGCUGUAAUUAGUCAACAGCAAGGAAAGAGAAAGAAAAAGAAAAAGAAAAGAAAGAGGGGGAAUAACUCAGUUGCGGUUGCAAAUGUUGCUUUGAUUCAGCAGCCUAUAGAUGGUACUGGAUUAGUGACAAAUUUUAGAUUAGAGCAGCGUGAUGUAGAAGUUGAGGACUGGGAUAAUAUUCAGAAGUCAAGUUUUGGUAAUUCUUCUGUAAGUAACGAUAGGAACGUUAGUGGUAGGGUUAGCAGUACAAUAGUCACGGUUCCGCUGCAGACACAGAAAACUAAAAGAAAAAAGAAAAAAAUGAGUAUAAGUACAUUGGUAGGUAGAAUGAUUAUGCCCAGUACAUCUGUCAUGGGUGAUUCUGAAUUAAUGCAGCAUAGUGCAGAACAGAGGGGACCAGAAGGAAUCCACCUGAAUGAAUGUGCAACUAAGGAUAAAAAUUGCACUGGCGAGGAUGGAUCUGGCAUAAUUGAUACCAAAGUAGAUGAGAGUUCAGUCUCUCAAGGAAAAUUUGUGGGUAAGAUACAGGGGGGCAAAAAGAGAAAAAGAAAGAUCCAAGGGAAAAAUCUGAAUCUUGAACCAAAGGAGGGUGUUAUCUCCACCAAUGGUCUCUCAGAAGAGCAGCAAGUCGAAAGCGCCACAGUGGAUGCUGACCAAAAUGCGAGCUUAGGAAGAAUGCCUACUGAUGGUGCUCAUAAAAAACUUCUGGUACUUGAUUUAAAUGGACUCCUUAUUGACGUUGUUGGGGACAAGAGUGUUACUAUCCAAGCUGAUGGUCAUGUAGCAGGGAAAAAAAUAUUCAAGAGGCCCUUCUGUGAGGAUUUUCUGCAGUUUUGCUUUGAAAAGUUUACCGUUGGCAUUUGGUCAUCUAGAAGAAAGGAAAAUGUGGAUAAGGUUCUCCAAGUUCUUAUGCAAGUAAAGGACAGGUCAAAGCUGGCUUUUGUAUGGAAUCAAAACCACUGUACUCAGACAGGUUUCCAGACUAUAGAAAACGGUAAGAAGCCUCUGUUUUUGAAGGAACUUUCAGAACUGUGGAGGUGGGUGAAUAAAAAUAGAAAAUUUUCAUGGAAGGUUAGAGAUUAUGAUAAAUCAAACACACUCUUGUUGGAUGAUUCUCCAUAUAAAGCCUUGAAAAAUCCUCCGCACACUGCAAUCUUUCCCACUCCAUACCAGUACCAAGACCAAAAUGAUAAUGCGUUAGGACCUGGAGGCGAUCUUCGUGUUUAUUUGGAGGGUUUAGCCUUGGCAGAGGAUGUUCAGAAAUACGUUGAGCAGAAUUCCUUUGGUCAAAAGUCCAUCACAGAUUCUGAUCCAUCUUGGUCUUUCUAUGCUCAAGUGAUUCGCAGCACUUCAAGGAAAACAAGAUAUAAACCGAAUUGGAAGAAGUCAAACCCAUCUUUGAAAAAUAGAGUUGCUCCAGCCUCCAAAUGUGUACCAGUUUAGUGUUGAAUAUAAUUCCACGAUGAAAUGCCUUCUGCUGAAAAUUUUAACAGUCUCAGUUCUCUUAGCCUACAUUAUAACGUAGAACUAUCUAGUUUUCUCGACUGUGCUGAUCACGGCCGAGCACGGAUGUGGUGAUUGGGAUGUGAAUUGCAUCACUACUGAAGGGCGAUGUCACAUUGCAUUAAGAGACUACAAUGUUUUUGCUAAAAUUUUGCAGUGGUAAUUGACGACAUUCCUUAGAUUUCAUGGAGUGCAUAGCAAUUUUACAGUGUAGUUUGGUAACUGAACGAUUGUAUGCUUUGUGGAUUUACCUCUUCUCAUACAAUCGUUUACUGAUAAAAUAGAAAAUAGACAUCUUUUACUUAUCA